AUGGAGGUGGAGAAUCAGAAGUCAAGAAGGUAUCAAAGGCUACGCAAUUGGUUCAAUAGCAAGCAAAAGGAAGCAGAUAGGCCAUCAUCAUUCAGUUUGAACGAGAUACAAGAUGGAGCAGAAGAUGCAAAUGAUGAUUAUGAGGGCAAUCUUUCGCCUCGGUCAUUGGAAUUGGAUCCAUGCAUUUCAACAAAUAAACUAAGGAUCUUCGUUGGUACUUGGAAUGUUGCAGGCAGAUCUCCUGUAGGAAGUUUGGCUGUUGACUUGGAUGAGUGGUUGAAUCUCAAGAAUGCAGCAGAUAUAUAUGUUCUUGGGUUUCAAGAGAUUGUACCUUUGAAGACCUUAACUGUGAUAGGGGCAGAGGAUCCAGCUGUGCCAACAAGCUGGAACCAGCUAAUAGGAAAAACACUGAAUGCCAAAUUUGGAUGCUCUUGGAUGACACCAAUGCAGAAUUCUUCAUCACAGUUAUCAUGUGAUGACAACAGUUACCAGUAUGUGGAGAAUCCAAACACCAAAGGUGGCAACAGCAACAAUGAUAAGUACACACUAGUGGCCAGCAAGAAGAUGGUUGGAGUUUUCAUAAGUGUAUGGCUGAGGGAAGAGGUGUUGAGGAAGUACAGUGUCUCAAAUGUGAGAGUUUGCUCAGUGGCAUGUGGGGUGAUGGGUUAUUUGGGAAACAAAGGAUCAGUGGCAGUUAGCAUGUCAAUUGAAGGGACAAGUUUUUGUUUUGUAGCAGCACACUUAGCAUCUGGUGAGAAGAAGGGUGAUGAAGGGAGAAGGAAUCAUCAAGUAGCAGAGAUUUUUAGGAGAACCUCUUUUUCUAGGACCACAAAAGACCAUCAUUAUCCGCUAACCAUCUUGGGCCAUGACCGAAUAUUCUGGUUUGGGGACCUCAACUAUAGGCUAUACUUGGAGGACAAUUUUGCUAGGCAUUUGAUCACAAAGCAAGAUUGGAAGGCUUUGCAAGAGUUUGAUCAGCUUCAGAAAGAACUAGAAGAAGGUGGAGUGUUUGAGGGUUGGAAAGAAGGUGACAUAGAAUUUGCACCCACAUAUAAAUACUCAUCCUCCACUUCCAAUAGAUACUGUGGUAGCCUCCCAAGUAGAUAUGGAGAAAAACAAAGAACUCCAGCAUGGUGUGAUAGAAUUCUAUGGUAUGGUAAAGGAGUGGAGCAACUUCACUAUUUUCGUAGUGAAAGCAAGUUCUCUGAUCAUCGUCCAGUUUCAGCAUUUUUCUCUACACAAAUUGAAAUUAAAUCAUCAAGCAGAGGACUUGUGGGCCUGCAUAAUAUCCCCCAAACAAUGUUGAAUCUCAAGAGUGGGAUGAACAGGGGAGAUGAAGAUGGAAAAUCUUCCUUAUUGUCAUUGUCAGCUAAGACUGUACAAGAUGCUAAUACAAACUUUAGAUUAAAGGGGUAA
Sphenostylis stenocarpa is the source of this 1416-nucleotide messenger RNA. NCBI's taxonomy places the organism in Eukaryota, Viridiplantae, Streptophyta, Magnoliopsida, Fabales, Fabaceae. The record is from the annotation of a GenBank genome assembly.